Microbotryum saponariae is the source of this 4714-nucleotide messenger RNA. The record is from the annotation of a GenBank genome assembly. NCBI's taxonomy places the organism in Eukaryota, Fungi, Basidiomycota, Microbotryomycetes, Microbotryales, Microbotryaceae.
AUGUUCCGUUUCCCUUGGCUCGCUGCAUCACUCGCCUUUGUAGUCGUCAUCUGCUCAAUUGAAGUCGCUGCCGCAAAGGUCAAGUUUGUCGUUCCUGACCGUUAUGGGCCAGGAAUAAGGGAGUACUGGCUUAUCGUGGAAGAAAUUUUCAAGGAGCAGUAAGUCUUCCCUGUUAAUUGAUAUGUGUCUGUGCCUGUGGUAUCUGCGCGGAUGCGCGUGCGUUUAGUCAUUAGUCACUUUGGUAUUGGAGUUUGAUCUGUUUAAGUUAGGGAGCGCGCGGGGCUUUCUUCCCGCGCGGCUGUUUACUCUUGGUAGCUUUCUCAUCACUCGCUCUACAUUGUGGUCCUGACUUCUCGGCGUCGUGCACCCUCACCUAUCGGAAGGCUUUACUUCCGCGCUCGCAUCGUUUCUGCGAUAGGUUAUGAGCUCAACGGGCAGUGCCGAAGCCCGAGUCAGUAAAGCGAUUCCCAUCGCACCACCAUCGGAAUGGACACCGAUACACCCUCCACCGAAACGAGUGAUCGUGGAAUACAUGCCCCAAUUCUUCGAGCCACCAACUACAUGGAUUGGCGUCGACGUCUUAUUGGUCGUCUUGUUUCCAAGGCUGUGCAUCUUUGCGCAUCAAGGCCGUUGAGCGCCGCUGCGGAGGCCGUUCUUCAGGUCGCAAUCGACGAUCGAUCGCGCGGCUUCCACUCGCCAUUCGAGCGGCUCGACUUCGCAUCUAUGGACGUGAAGAUCGCCAAGGAGCGUUCGAAGUCAUCUGCAGCCCCUGCUAUGGUUGCGAUGAACACCCACCAUUCCGUUUACCUUGCUGGUUCGUCCUCGAGAGCUCCCGAUACCGAUUUCGUUUGGAUCGCGGAUACCGGAGCUGGUCACCACUUCGUUGGCGAUCGCUCGCUGCUCUCGGACUUCAAAGAAUCCCCGAUGCAAGUCCAGAUGGCCGGCAAUUCGCUUGGUCAAGCCACUGGAUACGGGCGAAUGUUUGUUAAGACUUCGCAAGGUCUCUUUCUCGAGUUCAAGGAGAUGUACUACCUCCCUGGAUCGAAGUAUAGUCUCAUCUCAAUGUCGUCGCUCCGCGCUGGAGGCACGAAAUUGGUUUAUGGCCAUGGGGGAGAUACUCAACAGGUUUGGCUUGACGGCUCUCUCGUCGCCGAAACUGUCAAGACGAAGGCCAAGAAACCAAGUUACGUCUUCGAUUUUGAGAUCGUUCCCCCACCCUCGCCUGUGCUCGUCGCCACCACCCGUGCCUCCGUUGGCGCUUCGCUCAUGGAAUGGCAUCGGAAGUUCGGGCACAUGGCACCUUCAUCAAUUCUUCGUCUCGUCAAUUCCAAGGCUGUCGUUGGGAUUCGUCUACUCGACAAGAAGAUUGAAGACUGUGAGCCGUGCAUUAUCGCGAAGGCGCGCGCGGGCCCUCACAAUCAUGUCAGUCGAAAACCCGAACAUGUUCUUCAACGGGUUUCGAUCGAUCUGGGAUUCGUCAACGAUGACGAUACCAAAGGACGAUCCAUCUACAUGGUUAUCGUCGACCAACUUUCAACCUAUAAGUGGGCUUUUCCACUUGGUUCGAAGUCGGCAUCCGAAGUCCUCGAGGUCUGGCGCGGCUUUCAAGCGCAGGUCGAGAGGCAGUCCGGUCAGAAGAUCAAGUUUGUUCGUUCUGACAAUGGAGGCGAGUUCGUCAACCAACUCUUUGGCGACGAAUUCAGGGCACUUGGCAUCACCCAUGAACUGGCUGCACGCUACACGCCGCAGCAGAAUGGUCAAGCGGAGCGCGCGAACGGCUCUCUCUUCGCGCUCGUCCGUGCCAUGCUCAAGGACUCCGGACUUCCCAAGAAGUAUUGGUCUUACGCACUGGAAGCGGCUGUUUUCGUUUCCAACCGCGGUCCUCACCCGCAUCUCAAGGGCAAGACUGCGUUCGAGGUCUUCUUCGGCAAGCAACCCGACGUUUCGCAUCUUCGCGCGUUCGGAUCUACUGCCUACGUUCUCGUCCCCAAGGCGAUUCGUAAGAAGCUCGAUGAUCAUACUGUCAAGGGUACUUUCCUCGGCUAUUCGGGGGAGUACAACUACAAGGUUCGCGUCGAACACGGUCGGUCUUUCAAGAUCGUCGUCUCUUCCGAUGUCACCUUCUCCGACAAGGCUCCUUCGAUCGCGGACUCGGCUGUCGAGCCUCGCAUCUACGAAGUUGAACCUCUACAGGAAUACGAGUUAGUACACCAACCGUCGUUUCCUGGCUUGGAGCAGAUUCCGGCUUUACGGCCUGCGCUCGUACCCGAGCUUGGUCCGGCUUUUCGGCCAGCUCCCGCUCCUCUUCUUCGUUUCCAACAUAUGGACGAUGACGACGUUGCUCCCCCUCCUUUACCGGCUGUCGGCUCGUUGGCCGAAGACGCUGGAGGACCCGAACGAUCAUCGACGCGAGGAAGCAGUUGAGGCUAUCGACAGUGACGAUGACGACGGCCCUGCGGAACACGAUCAACUAUUACCUCCUGAGGAUGGUUACGAGUAUCGACCUUACCGUGUCGGCCGCAACCCUGGUGCGCUCGAGAACGUCGAUGCAGGCAAUAUUUUACCGACUCGCCUGCGUGCUCAGCGUCGUGCAGACGCCCUUCGUGUCGUGUCUACUCGCUCGGUCAACCGUCGUCCACCAGAGCUCAUUGCUAUGGUUUCGUCUCGUCACCCUCCGCUUCCCAAGACGUUUGCGGAAGCGAUGGCCUCUCCUGAGGCCAAACACUGGAUGGCCGCUUCUGAGAAGGAGUUGGGCUCAUUCAAAUUGCACAAGGUCUUCAAGCUUACGAGGUUACCCACCGGGGCUCGCGCCCUGGGCUAUCGUUGGGUGUUCACUCGGAAGGAAGACGCUGAAGGCAACAUCAUCAGCUAUAAGGAGUUGGUGUGUUGGGAAUGAGGGUUAGGAACCGCGCGUUCUUUGGUAAUUUGUUUAGAAGCGCUCGUCUGUUUAGUGAAGCCUGGCGAUGCGCACCAACCGUUGUCUUCUCUCCACGGUUGGAUUACACGCUCGUCAAGUACGCAUGUUUAGCUUCACAGCCACUUUCGUUGCAAUUAACUGACGGUUGGAUUACACGCUCGUCAGUCUUUUAUUCAAGGCUCGUCUCGUCAUCAAAGGCUUUGCUCAACGACUUGGGAUUGACUACAACGAGACGUUUGCUCCUGUCUCGUCGAUCACGACGAUCUUGUUUCUCAUCGCGAUUUCUGCCGCUCUCGGACUCGUCCUCGAACAGUUCGACUAUGAUUCUGCGUUUCUCAACGGGAUUAUGGAGGAGGAUGUCUACAUGAAGGUUCCUGAAGGAUGGACUGGUGGUUCUCAGCCCGGUCACGCUCUCAAGCUCCUGAAAUCCAUGUAUGGCACCAAGCAAGCUCCUCGGCAAUGGAACGCGGCUCUCCACAAGCUGAUGACGGAUCGCGGCUAUACGCGCUCAAAUGUCGAUGCUUGUCUGUACUUCAAGUAUCAUGGCAAGUCGUUUGCGAUCAUCACAUUGUAUGUUGAUGAUGGGCUUGCUGCAUCGAACGACCAGGCUUUUCUGGACUCCGAGAUUUCGGCUUUCGAUGCGGUCUACAAGCUCAAGCGACUUGGCCCGGUCAAGACGUUCCUCGGUCUCGAGUUUGUUCGAACCAAGGAUUUCAUCUUCGUCCACCAAUCGAAGUACAUUCGAGGCUUACUCGAACAUUAUACUUUCGAAAACAAGUCGAAGAAGCCGGUCGCGACUCCCAUGGAGGAUCGCGUCAUCUCGUCUUCUACCGCACCGUUCUCCGACAUCCUCGUAUAUCAAUCGGCUGUGGGAGCUUUACAAUACGCUGCGCAACGUGUUCGUCCCGAUAUCGCGACUUCUGUUCGUGCGGUGGCGAAGUGCGUGGCUGCUCCAACCGAAGGGGACUGGAUCUGCGUCAAGCGAAUCUUUCGCUAUCUUUCUGACACCGUCGACUAUGGGCUACUCUACCGCGUAGGCGGUUCUACCAAGUUCGAGGUGUACAGUGACGCGUCGUUUGGUUGCGAUCACAACAACGGCAGAUCUGUGGGAGCGUAUGCCGUUAUCAUGGCUGGCGCUGCCAUCUCCUGGAAGUCGAAACAACAGACGAUGGUCGCUUCUUCUACAGCAGAGUCUGAGACUCUGGCUGCUUCAACCGCAGCAAAGGAGGCUAUCGGUCUUCGCAACCUGGCGUCCGAGCUUCGCAUCAAUCAAGGUCGAUCUACUGUUCUGCACGAGGACAACCAACCUUGCAUCGAUUUGGCGAAGAAUCCUGGAGCUCGAGGUCGUACUCGCCAUUGGAAUGUGCAUCAUUUCUAUCUACGCAAACAAAUCGAGGUUGGCGAUAUCGAUCUCCGCUACUGUCCGACCGAUCUGAACACGGCCGACAUCUUGACAAAACCCCUAUCCAAGCUCAAGUUCUCUACGCAUCGCGAAGGACUCGGGACGGUCUCGCUGGCUACCUUGGCAUGUGGGAGUGUUAAUUGAUAUAUGUUUGUGCCUGUGGUAUCUGCGCGGAUGCGCGUGCGUUUAGUCAUUAGUCACUUUGGUAUUGGAGUUUGAUCUGUUUAAGUUAGGGAGCGCGCGGGGCUUUCUUCCCGCGCGGCUGUUUACUCUUGGUAGCUUUCUCAUCACUCGCUCUACAUUGUGGUCCUGACUUCUCGGCGUCGUGCACCCUCACCUAUCGGAAGGCUUUACUUCCGCGCUCGCAUCGUUUCUGCGAUAUUCCCGAAGUAUAA